AUGUCUUCAUCAAAGCCUAAUGACAACAACAUAGAGAUUAUACUUCAUACAAUUGCUAUUCCAGAUACAACAUUUUUGGAUGAUGUUUUAUCUGUUGAAACAGAUUUAAUAAAAAAUGAAGAAAUUAAUGAAGAAACUGAUGAUGAAGAAAUAGAAAAAGAUGACAAUAAUAAUCAUAAGAAGAGAGAGAUUAAAUUAGAUGUAUUGAAGAGAGGAAAAAAUUUUGCUGAUAAAGAUAUGAUGAUAAAUUUAAUCAACCAGCUUAAUUCAAAAGAAGACAAAAAAAUAGAGAAAAAAUUGAAAAUAACUAAGGAAAAGAGCAAAGAAAAGGAUAUAAAAAAACAGCAAAAACAAUCACUAAAGAAGAAAAAAUUUGAACAAAUGAAAUCAAUGCUAAAAAAUAAAAAAAUAAAAAAAUAA
Molecule: messenger RNA, 420 nt
Organism: Entrophospora sp. SA101
Lineage: Eukaryota; Fungi; Glomeromycota; Glomeromycetes; Entrophosporales; Entrophosporaceae
Source: the annotation of a GenBank genome assembly